AUGUGCAUUGUCCCUGUGGGCUCGCAUCGCAUUGUUGUGAAAUCAGAAUUUUCUGUUUGGUCCUUCCCAGUGCCGCAAGGUAAAGAGUCUGACUGGCAGUAUGGAUCCAGUGAGGGCCGGAGCCAGCUCGCCGCUAGCGCCAACUUCAAGCGGCUGGUUAUUGUGGCAAUGCACAGGGACCAGCUUUACACUGACAUGCAGGCUGUGCAGGCAGAGCUCUCCCAGAUGGUGAUGGAACUAGCUCCCCCCGGCAUGCCAGAAAACCAGCAGGUACCCUUUCUGUCAGUGGGUGGGGAGCUCGGCUGGAGGGAAGUGAUCAGCCGGGGCGUCAGUGAGCUGAGUGGGGACUACUGUGUGGAGGACGUGAGGGGGGAGGAUGGACAGCUGUACCGCAGACUGGUGUUCCUUUCCAAUGCAGGCCUCGUCCAAUCAGAGGGACGCCUCAUCUCCACUGAGGCCGCAUCGGAUCAGAGAAAGAAGAGCAAGAAGAAGGUGAAGCAGACUGCUCUUCCAGCAGCCUCCACAGGCUCCCUCCACGUUGACAGUGGCUUCCUGUGCUGUGCUCACCAUGAGGUCAUGAUCGCUGGCCUCACCAUGCUGGGUGUGGGAGCACAACAAAACAUAGACUGUCCUGUAUCAGUGCUCAUGGUGGGGCUGGGAGGUGGGGCCUUGGCUCAGUUCCUGCGGGACUUUGUGCCGGGGGUCACGGUGGAGGUGGUGGAGCUUGACCCUGUGGUGCUGGAACUGGCCAAGGGCUACUUUGCUUUCCGCUCAGACGACCGGCUAACGGUGACCCUGGGAGACGGCCUAGAGCGCAUCAACGCCCUAGAGAAAGAAGGUGGUUGUUUAUUAGAUGUUAUCAUGUUUGAUGUGGACAGCAAAGACUCUACUGUGGGUAUGAGCUGUCCCCCUAGUGCCUUUGUAGAAACAUCUUUCCUCGAGAAAGUUCGUAACCUGCUAACCCCAAAAGGCGUCUUCAUGCUGAAUCUUGUGUGUCGGGACUCAGUCUUGAGGAAGACCGUGCUGGAGCGGCUGCGCGGCACUUUCUCCCAAAUGUUUUCCCGGAAGAUUGCAGGGGAAGUCAACGAGGUACUGCUCUGCUGCCGUGGCGACUGGGCGACCGAGGAAAACUCUUCUCCCCCGCCUUUGCCCUCGGCCAAGGCAGCCAAGAUCCUGCAGGCUGCACUCUGCAACCACACGGCCGGAAGAGCCUCAGGCCCUCAUAUAGACAUCAUCGACUUGUUAAAGGACCUCAAAAUUGCAUAAAAAGUUAUCUUGUCAACAACCAUUCAAGAAGGUUGUCUUUUACAGCAGUUUAUGUAUCCCAACUGUUCUUAAACCAGUUCUAUUGCUGACCCCAGUGGGAAUGGAAUCCAAACCCUGGUAUUAAUGCCUAGCUCUCAGCUAAAAAGGAACUACAGUUGUUCCGUUGCAUCACAAUCAUUGGGGGAUGACCAUCAUCAUGUUUGGCAAAUAAAAAGUUGAUGUUGGAAAUACCAAUACAAAUAAGAUUAUUUGAAUAUAACAAUUUGAUAUGAUAUAACAGAAGCGUACCUUCAUGGUUAGAAUUAUGCUAUGUAGCCUACAAAUACAGACAGAUCUAGAUUUUUUUUAAAUUCUAAAGGAUUAAUAUGAGAUUUUUCGAGUUCAGGGGUUCACUAGUGUAUCAGCAAACGCUGGGGUCCAGAGGGACUGAGCAUACAAUGUUGUGCCAGAAGGAGGUAGGCUUAUGCCGAAUUACUUUAUCAGAAUGGCUGUUGUCCUUAUAACGUUCCCGUUCGUCUUUGUGUCAUGUCAUUGGCUAGUCGUUGUUUAUUGUUAGCUACAUUAGCAUCUUUAGCAAACCAGCUCGAAAACAAACAACACAACUUUACAUUGUAUUGCACGUACAGCACAGCAAGACCGUGCAAUGCACAAAUUGGCGACCGGAAUAAAAUAGCAGUGUAAUCAAGUGUGUAAGAGCAUUUAAAAUCGACAUUAAAAUGACCAACGUGGUACAAAUACAAAGAAGAAAAUAUCGUCACGGGCGCAGCCAUUUUUGUUGAGAGCGUCAUCACUGAACUCGGUAUGCUCUCAGAAUUCCGACGGUGCCCGACCAAAGGGGGGCGUGCCUACGUGAAAUGCCGCAAGAAAGUUUCCCCACUUGCAAUUCGGGAGGCUGGUGUCCGAGGCAUCUGGAAUACACCAUUAUUGCGAAUGGAGGAAGGUGUAUGUAUGACUAAUGCUAUAUUAGUCUUGAUCUGUUUUAAGUAAGAAUAGGAUAUAUGUCAUUCUCACACACUAUCUUGCCAUCUUCAAGAACAGUUUGUACGCAUUAAUGUAAUAUAACAAUUACCGGUAUAUUUGGCCCAAUUGUGUAGUUGCCAAAGAAAUAAAAGGCGUUCAAUACAUUGAAAAGCUGCCCAUUUUUUUAUUUUCUUUGUUAAUCUUUAAUCUUUAUGCUUGUCAGCCACAGCCUUAACAAGUAUACAGUCGAAACCCCAAGGCGUGGCGUGUGGGAGAGAGUUGAUCGGUUCGUCGAAACUGCCCCUCCGGAAGAUGAAGUUGAUCUCCUAUUCAACGAUCAAGACUACUGCUCUCUCUGAACCGACUGCCAUGGAUAUGUCCGCAUCAUCUGCUGAAAGCGUCUCAAAUGAAGUACAGGAGCUGAGAAAGGAGCUACAGGAGUUACGUCUCCAGCGAGAGUUUGGACUGCAGCGGUUUGCUGGCUCCGACGCAGACAUCCACAUUUACACAAGGGAAGUCACUUUUUCACAGUCACAUUUUUUGUAUUAGUCUGUUAUUAGCCUAGUCCCUACGUGACGGGGAUAUGUGUCAGUCAGGGACAUUGUUGGUUAGAAAAUAGCUUUACGUUACAGAUUAAUUUAUAGUACUGUACCAAAUUAUUUCUUAAUAGGUCUGUGAAUGAUUAAUAGGACACAAGUAGUGGCAUGUUGAGAGAUGGUGUAAUUGGAGUAGGGGAUGUCCAUGUCUUAUCAGAAUUUAUAUAUAUGAAUGUGACCACACCAAUAGUACAAAAACAAACAACAUUUAUAAUACAGAUUUGUGUAAAGACUUACAGAGACGUGUUUCCAGUUCAAGUCUACAAAAGUUUAUUUUUAAAUGGUUGAAAAAAGUCAUGUUAUUAUUCUAUGAGAUGAAAAUAGGAGCACUGAAGCGCCAGCGCCAGAUGUGACCGUCUCCAACUCCACCAAUGCUGGUCCUUGAACAAAAUACUAUUAACAAACAAUUAAAAAUGUAUGAAUUGAGCAGGUAACACCCUACUUAUCUACAUGCAAGUACACGGCAAACCACCAAACCGCGCCUCCCAAAGAUAUUGCCCGGACAAGAACAAUACUCUAAAAGAGAGCACAGAGAACACAUUAGGGCAUCGGAUAUCCACACACAUCAGGUUGUCUUACAGGAGUUACUGUUGACAUUAUUUUGGUAACAAUGUAUACUUUUGAUGUACACUUCUAAUUUAAAUUUUUUAUGCGAUGUCUUUUGUGAAUAGAUUUAACAGCUACAACCAUCUGAUAGCUUUUUGGUCUUUGAUUGAGCCUUCUCUACAAGAUGGUCCGUGUUUCCAGAGCCAAAUCAGCUGUCCAGAAAAAAGAAGUGGUCGCACCUGCACGUGCAUCAACAGUACUUUAUAAGUAGUUACAGAUGUAAUUAUACGUGAUGCCAUUGCAUUUGUACUUGUUGUUUUUGAGCUAUACUUUUUUUCUUUUCCUCUCAGAGACAGCUGCUCCAGCCCAUAGAUUAACUUUCUUUUUUCAUCCCUUGACUGAUGAAUCACAAAGCUUGAUCUAAGAGAAAAAGGUAAAUCAUUAGAAAUAUAACCUCAGCAUCAUGGGUGUAAAAAACAACUUGUUUCUUAUGAAGGUAAGUACUUCAACGGUGCUAGAAAAAGCCACCCUGAAUGCUUAAUGUUAUAUUCUCUCCCUCUUAAAAUAAAGAUGUGUUUUUUUUUAAAGCAGACUCCAAGAAUCACAAUUAUUCCAAUGUACCUGUACUUCUGCUGUGCAAACGACAAUAAAUAUCUUGUUUAUUGAAAAGUUGUAGCCUUGUACUCAUUACCUUGACUAUAUUAAAUUGUGUGUGAAAAACAGGGAGACAUGAAAAACAUUCAAGUUGGUGGCCCUUGAGGACUACACUUAGCUACUGCUUAACCGAACAAACACCACUGAACAGGGAUGAACACAGCUUCCUGCCUAGACUCUAAAACUGUGGUGCCUCGCUCUUCCCCAUCGACCUGUAGCACAAGGCUCUCACGCUGACCUGCACUGUCAGCUUGUCUUUAUUGGACACUGAAUGAAAUGACACAUACAAAUUCAUUAAGCUUCAAUUGUACUGGGUUACUCGCAUCAUCACAUCUAUAACAUGUUACUACAUGGAAAGAAACGUUAGGUAGCUAAGUAAUGUUACUUUUAUAUACACAAAACCGUGGCUGUACUUAAACUAUUAUUACUCAACACAACAGGCAAACAUCAAGGCUGAUAUAAAACACUCGUUAAG
Messenger RNA from Gadus chalcogrammus (walleye pollock), 4497 nucleotides. It is a transcript of the gene mettl13, whose product is annotated as methyltransferase 13, eEF1A lysine and N-terminal methyltransferase. The coding region runs from base 1 to 1266 and encodes 421 amino acids. The record is from RefSeq and is a predicted model, not a curated record. Lineage: Eukaryota; Metazoa; Chordata; Actinopteri; Gadiformes; Gadidae. The transcript is spliced from 7 exons. Gene Ontology annotation, biological process: polyamine biosynthetic process.